Pyricularia grisea is the source of this 3909-nucleotide messenger RNA. RefSeq lists its product as uncharacterized. Gene Ontology annotation, molecular function: DNA binding; ATP binding; ATP hydrolysis activity. The transcript is spliced from 2 exons. The coding region runs from base 28 to 3834 and encodes 1268 amino acids. Lineage: Eukaryota; Fungi; Ascomycota; Sordariomycetes; Magnaporthales; Pyriculariaceae. Gene Ontology annotation, cellular component: nucleus. The record is from RefSeq and is a predicted model, not a curated record.
AAGCGAUUCUUCAAUCUUUCCACCGGCAUGUCAGUUCUUCUUCAACGACUCCCCGAUACUGUACCGACUAUGGGAGCGUCCGCAGCCGGAAGUGACGGCAGACUACAUCCAUUUUUUACUGCACCGCGCCCACAACUCCUAAACGAAGAGCACCAUGACGAGCUCCAAGCCGCUCCUGGCCACAGCCCAGAACAGAAUGCUGCCGCUGGUCCAGAAUUGGCUUUGAGUAGGGAAGGGGAGCAGCCAGACACGCAACAUAGCGAGCUCAAGAUGCAGAAGCGAAAAUCGGAGGCCACUGAGGGAAACACAGGCAAGAAGAGACGGGGCAGACCGAGAAAAGUACAACAAUCCACCGAUACAACUAGAGACGAUGCUUCGGUUUCUUCACAGGAUGUGGCUGGACCACUUGAUACCAGCACAUCCAACGACCAUACCCUGCAAGAAACGGUCGAUAACAUCCGUAGAUCCUUGCCACCAGUUCUUCCUCCAUCUUGCCACCGGGGACCCCAAAAUGAAACGACAAGUACAGUCGUGGCUGUACCCACGGAUAUAAAUGUAGAUGCAGGUGUCAAGCCUAAGAAGAUGUUGAAUUUCAACGUCAAGUCAGGGACUCUUGGCUCUCCCCCGCACCCCAAGGAAAAUCCCAUGAAGACAUCACCAAACUCGAAACCCACGAAGGCUCGCGGCACGCGGAUUGCGAAGAAACUCUCGCUGAUAGUAUCAGUCAAAUACGGCAUGGAUGAACAUGCGCGUUUGAGGAUUGGCAAUAGGAUCGAAGAGAUUUUCAAGACGCAACGCUACGAUAGUUCUGCGCCAUCUGCAACUGCAAAGGAUCUACCAGCAACAAACCCCCCUCAGGUCGACGCCAAAAUCCAAAAUCAGGCCACAUCCAACAAAAAGACUCACCCUUUCUUCCUUGCCAAGGCGCAAAAGACAAAUGCACCAUUAGAGAAACAGGCCACUGAGAAGAUACCCGCCGAUUCAACAGCACACAAGGUUUUCACCUCGACCCCCUGUUCCCCCAAAAGACCACGAGCCCAGCCACUAGACGCUGCACAAUCUAUGGGCAAAGGUCAAAUUCAGUUUGGAACAAGACAUCUGGGCCUCAAAAUACCCGGGGCAUGUCUUCCUCCAUGGCCUUGGAAAGGGGCUGUCCGCAUAGGAGAAGACGACACAGCCCCGAAGCCACAGCAGCCGGCCUUGUAUCGCUCUUGCAAAAAAUCCAAAGGGAACGCCACACUAAUCAAGCUGGAUGAGUCGAUUAUAACGCAGCUUACUGCUCAACUUCAAAUACCUGCUGUGGUUGAGCAGCUCAGAAAUGUCGAUACCGAUAGGUUCACGCCAGCUCCUCGUGAACUUCGACUUCCUCGGAAACAUUGCGAGAGUGGGAGAAAACUGCAAGAAAGGAUAAGGAGCCAACUCAAAACUCUCGAGUCCAACCUUGGCACUGCUAGAUUCUUUGAAUCUGUAAAGUCUAGUCUUGCCGCACACGAUCGGUCGCAAUGCGAGUCACAGGCUUGGACACAAAAGUACGCUCCUACAUCUGUUUCCGACGUUCUCCAGGCGGAGAGGGAAACAAGCCUACUCAAAGAGUGGCUCGUUGCUCUUCAAGUCCAGUCCGUCGACACUGGCGCUGAUGCUGCGCUUGCACGGGGGAAAGGGACCCCUAAAGGAAUAGAUGCGACGGCGCAAAAGAAACGGAAACGGAGAAAGCUUGAUAAUUUUAUUGUCUCGAGUGACGAUGAUGAUAAUGAACUAAACGAACUAUCCGAGCCGGAAACCGAAUCAUCUUUGCCAGUCACUGGAAGCUUUUCGAAGAGAACAGUCAUUCGGUCAAGCAACACCGCUUCAUCCAAGGCUGGCAAGGAAAUGCCACGCCUAAAGAACGCAGUUGUCAUCAGUGGCCCUCACGGAUGUGGAAAGACCGCAGCUGUUUAUGCGGUGGCCAAAGAACUCGGCUUCGAAGUAUUUGAGAUCAGCCCCGGCAGCCGUCGUAAUGGUAAAGACAUACUCGAGAAGAUCGGGGAUAUGACCAGGAAUCAUCUUGUGCAGCACCAUCAAGCAAGCGCAGUCAUCCCGGGCGAUGAGGACGCAUGUGUGCCUAUUGACGAUGGAGUUGCGAAGGAGGUGCAGUCUGGAAAGCAAGCAACCAUGGGCUCAUUUUUCAAACCAAACACCAAUCCGAAACCGAUGCCAAAGCCACAACCAGUAACAAACCCGGUAGCUUCUACAAAGCAACCAGAGACAAAGAAAGCCCCAUCCAAGAUUCAGAAACAGUCAUUGAUUCUGCUGGAGGAGGUCGACAUCCUCUAUGAGGAAGACAGGAAUUUUUGGACAACGGUGAUGGGACUUAUGGCACAAUCUAAACGACCUUUCAUCAUAACUUGCAAUGAUGAGUCUCUGGUUCCUCUUCAGGCACUUGAUCUUCAUGGUAUAUUUCGCUUCAACCCACCUGCUAUUGACGUUGCUGUCGAUCGACUUUUGAUAAUGGCGGCACAUGAAGGGCACGCCCUCCAAAGAGGUGCUGUCGAAUCAUUGUAUGUAUCGCGAGGCCAAGAUAUCCGUGCGUCAAUUGCCGAUUUGAACUAUUGGUGCCAAAUCGGUGUUGGCGAUCGCAGAGGUGGUUUUGAUUGGUUCUACCUGAGAUGGCCAAAAGGAAUUGACCGGGACGAAGCCGGGGAUAUCGUGCGCGUUGUCAGUGAAGACACAUAUCAGGAAGGAAUGGGCUGGCUGGAUAGAACACCUGAGCAAGGAGCUCAGGAGGGAUGCCGUGGCGAGGAGACCCUGAUGCAACAUGCUUGGGAUCACUUUGGUCUCGACAUAGGUCUGUGGCAGGAUUCUCAACCCAUGAAGUCGUGGGCCCAGGAUUGCAGCGUCUCAGGUGACGGAUCGUCUGCUUCACGGCUGGCGGCUCUCGAGGCAUAUGACAGUUUCACGGACGUCAUGAGCAUUGCUGAUUUGAGCUCUGCUAUGGAGACAAUAUCGUCUAAAGAGCUUUCAAUCGACGCAACCCUUCCACCGCUCCCAUCUAAGGCCAGAGAAGACUUUACGCUUGGCCGGAUACUCAUUGAAGCGACGCCAGUUGCAAGUUACGAUGCCUUGGACACCUCGAUCUCGGUUUGUCUAAAGGCGAUGGGCAAACAAGAGCUCCGUCAGACACGCGCAAAUCAAGACUUGUCUUCCGGUCAAGAUGGUCUCGCUCCACUGGAAGAAGAUCAAGCCAUUCCCGCAAUCCGGAACCAUCUCAACGGGCCGUCGUUAGCGGCCCCUGCUGUGAACCGGCUCGACUUCGCCAUCGCCUUUGAUCCGAUAGCUGUCUCGGAAGAAGCGGCAGCAGCCGGGCCCUCCUCCCAUCUCGACCCGUCAGUGUGGGACCGGACGAUGAAGAUUAUCACACUAGAUGUGGCGCCGUUUGUCAGGGGAAUCGUCGCCUUCGACAACCAUCUUCAUCAACAACGCAUGAAGUUGAGCAACCUGAUGAGCCAAGGCGGCACCGGUCCAAAGAAGCGGAUGCGAACCACCCGCGCAGCGUAUUCGGCCAUGGAGGGAGGCCAGAGGAGUACCACCCGCGCCGAAAAGUGGUUCAAGGCAGACAUUAACCCCUAUUUCGUCAAGGCCACCGCACCCAGGGGCUGUGCGGAUUUAGUGCCGAUAUCAGCCAUCAUCGAGGCGGAUGACAGAAGCACGGCCGGUGAGAUCGCAGGACUGGGGUCGUCCUGCGACGAAAGCGAUCCUGCACCCCAACCGGCAGUUAAAAAUAGAGGGAGGAACAAAUUAAGAAAGAAUGUGGUUGGCGCGAGCAGCGACUGUUCUGAGGAUGAGUUGGCUUCUUAAUAUCAUGAGCAUUGGAGUAUCGUGUAGGGAAAGAGGUUUAGGAACAACCUUAUCAUUUUGGCUUUAGAUUGCGAU